Agrilus planipennis (emerald ash borer) is the source of this 1653-nucleotide messenger RNA. RefSeq lists its product as uncharacterized. The record is from RefSeq and is a predicted model, not a curated record. The coding region runs from base 281 to 1510 and encodes 409 amino acids. Lineage: Eukaryota; Metazoa; Arthropoda; Insecta; Coleoptera; Buprestidae. The transcript has a single exon.
CUUUAAGUGCCUACAUACUUUUUAGUUGUUCUCUCCGAUCGAGCUACUUAUUACAUCACUACUGUAAAAUUAAACGAUUUUCAUCUGUUGGAAUUUUGAUAACAAAUAGGACAUUUUCGAUUACGUGUCGCCCUAUAAUUUCAGUAAAUCAGAAAUUCGUUAUCAGUUAACAAAUAUCGUUUGUUAUAAUAAAAAUUAACGAUGAUUGAACGACAUUAGUUUUAAAGUCAAAUAUUAACAGUGGCAACGUUACUGUCCAAUCGCGAGGUGAACGAAAAAAAUGUCGCAAAACGUUAAACAAGUGGACGUACUAUUGGCCCCCGUUUUAGGGCCAUACAAUCAACUGGUCAAUUAUCAGAUGAAACCAUUGCAUACUGGUAAUGAAUUCAAAAAUCCCGUUUACUCGUUAGUCGCGAAAGUGAAAGAUGUUGACAGUCAUAAAGAGAAGACGCUAAAUAUUGUUGUUAAAGGAUUUCCAGUUUCGAGAAACCCUAGAGCACUUUAUGAUGUGGAAGUUUCUUUUAAAAAGGAAAUUGGAAUUUAUGAUAAAUUUGUCAAUGCCAUUCACGAAUUUCAUGAAGAAUACGGAAUAUCAAAUAAAUUCGACAUGCUACCGCUAUAUUAUGGUUCCAGACUAAGUUUAGACCCUAGAGCAAAUGCACCCGAUGAGAAUGGUGUUAUUUUAUUGGAAAAUUUAGGUGCGUCUGGAUUUAAGGCUGUAGAUCGUACUGUUGGGUUUGAUUUGCAAACGAUUCAAACUGUUUUACAUGAUUUAGCAGCAUUUCAUGCCAUUCCACUGGCCUAUAGGCUUCACAAACCGCAAAAAUUUAAGCAAGCUUUGUUACCCCUUCUAACCCCCAGCGAGAGCUCUACCUUAAGGAAAUUCACCGCAAAUGAAGAAGAUUCACUUCGACAACAAAUUGUUAAAUCUGCGGUAGAAGGUCUUCCAAGAUGUGCUUUGCUAGCUCCAAGGAUUACACAGGCUCUGGAAGCUGCCCAAUCACAUUUUAAAAAGCCUCCUCCUGUGAACGAACAGUAUGCCACAUUAAUCCACAACAAUUUGUGGCUGGAAAACGUAUUGAUUAAAUUCACUGGGUCGAAACCGAUCAAAAGUAAAUUUGUCGAUUUCAAAAUUGCUACAUACGAUUCCUUAGCCAAAGAUCUCAUCUUCUUGCUAUUUAGCAGUGUCCAAAAGCCCGUGUUGGAUGUUCAUUUUGACGAACUCAUUGAGCUGUACCAUAAGGCUUUCAUACAAAUGUUGCAACGUUAUGAAUGCGAUGUUUCUGCUUACACAUUGCAAAGCUUGUACAGUGAAAUUGGAAGAGUUAUUCGAACAUCGGAGGUUCUGCGUCUGUCUUUUAUUUUGAAAAUUGUGUACGCUGAACGAGGUGUUCCUAAAAACGGCGGAAAUUUCGAUUUAGACAAGUUGGCCCACCAUUCUGAGGGCCAAGAAUACAAAAGAAGACUUGCAGAAACCAUCAAUUUUUUGGCCGAUAGAGAUUGGAUAUAGAUUUAUCAUCACUACUAACUACUACUAUUAUAUGUUUCCUUCAUAUCUGUAUUUUAAAGAAUUACUGUAAUCAUUAUUAACCGCUAUAUAAAGAUAACAUUGUAACUUCUUUUUCUGCCAAUAAAGUUAAUGUACUCGUAUUA